Messenger RNA from Benincasa hispida (wax gourd), 1592 nucleotides. Its product is annotated as WAT1-related protein At3g28050-like. Gene Ontology annotation, molecular function: transmembrane transporter activity. Gene Ontology annotation, cellular component: membrane. The record is from RefSeq and is a predicted model, not a curated record. NCBI's taxonomy places the organism in Eukaryota, Viridiplantae, Streptophyta, Magnoliopsida, Cucurbitales, Cucurbitaceae.
GUAACAAUGAAUUUGCACAAUCAUCUUUUAUAAAUAGACUUAAAAUAUAAAGCCAUUGAAGUUAGCAAGGAAGUUUUCAGUUUUGAGAAAGAUGGCGGUAAGCUUAAUGGAAGGAAUUCUUCCAUUUCCGGCGAUGAUGGCGAUGGAGUGUAUCAACGUCGGUCUAAACACUCUUUUCAAAGCCGCCACCGCCGCCGGCAUGAGCCACCACGUGUUCGUCGUUUAUUCUUACUCUUUCGCCGCCCUUCUCCUCCUCCCUUCCCCGUUCAUCUCUCGCCGAUCUACUCGUCUUCCGCCGCUCAAUUACUCUGUAAUUUCAAAGAUUGCUCUGCUUGGACUCAUCGGUUCUUGUUCGCAGAUUAUGGGAUACACAGGAAUCAAUUACAGUUCUCCAACGCUUGCUUCCGCCAUCAGCAACCUUGUUCCUGCUUUCACUUUCAUCCUUGCCAUCAUUUUCAGGAUGGAGAAAGUGGUAUUGAAGAGCAAUAGCAGUCAAGCAAAAGUGGUGGGCACCAUAAUAUCAAUAUCAGGGGCAUUUGUGGUAACUUUUUACAAGGGUCCAAGAAUCAUAUUAUCUUCAGCACCCAUUUCUCUUUCACUUCAUCACCAUCCACAACUGUCCUCUUUAGAUUCUAAUUGGGUCAUUGGUAGCCUUCUCUUGACUGCUGAAUAUAUCUUGGUUCCACUUUGGUACAUUGUUCAGACAAAAAUAAUGAAGGAAUACCCAGAAGAGGCAACAGUGGUCUUCUUCUACAACUUAACUGUGGCCAUUAUAGCUGCAGUUGUAGGUGCGAUUUUAGAGACAGAUCCAAGUGCUUGGAUUUUGAGGCAAAAUACAGCAUUGGCCUCUGUUUUAUGCUCUGGACUUUUUGGAUCAUGUUUAAACAAUACAGUUCAUACAUGGGCACUCCGCUUGAAAGGGCCGGUGUUCGUAGCAAUGUUUAAGCCGCUGUCGAUCGUCGUCGCAAUCGUAAUGGGUGUUCUGUUUCUUGGUGAUUCUCUACAUCUUGGAAGUCUUAUUGGAGCAUCCAUAAUAUCCAUAGGGUUUUAUACUGUAAUGUGGGGAAAAGCAAAAGAAGAAAUGGGUGUUGAUGAAGAAAAAGAAGAAGGCCAUAGCCAUAAUCUUAACAAGGAAUCACAUGAAGAUCAGAGAGUACCUCUUCUUGGAACCUACAACACACAAAGAUACAAUGCAGAUCAUGUAUAAGCAAAGCCAAGAAAAUGAUUGAUGAUCCAACUUUUAUUUACCUUCAAUCUAUGGCCAUGGCUAUGAAUAUUUCUAAGGAUGGGAAGGAAAUUGUACAAUUUGUUUGUGGUUAGAGCAUGCCAUAGGGUAGUAAAGAUUUUUAACACUUUUCAUUUCCCAAUGUAUCAAUGGAAAGGUUAAUUUGUAUGUACUCUAAAUUUCAAAUGGCUUCAAAUUAUCUAUGGACAGGAUUGAUACAACUUUUAUUUGCCUUCAAGCUAUGGCUAUGGCCAAGCAUGGGAGGAUGAAUUGUAAAAUUUGUUUGUGGUCAGAACAUGUCUUAGGGUUGUAAACAUUUUUUUUACACUUUUGACCAUGUAACAAUGAAACAUUAGUUUUCUAUGUA